Molecule: messenger RNA, 649 nt
Organism: Diorhabda sublineata
Lineage: Eukaryota; Metazoa; Arthropoda; Insecta; Coleoptera; Chrysomelidae
Exons: 5
Coding region: 40-573 (177 amino acids)
Source: RefSeq, a predicted model, not a curated record
UACAAGCAUAGAUAUUAGUAUCCGUUGUGCUAUACAAAAAUGUUUUCUAAAAUAAUAACGAUUACCAUUAUCGUUAUAGUUAGUACGAGAAUCGAUCAAAUGCUUUCGCGAAAAGUCUCAAUAGAAACUCAAUAUCUGAUCCGUUGUUCUAACCCCGAUUUGAAGCCCGUUCACGAUAUUUUGACCAGGAUGGAUUUAACUAGAGUGAACCGGACGACGAUGGUUUUAAGUUACGACAUCGACGUAAGAGAUAAUGAUAAACUCGAAAUGACUAUUUUGUUGCAAAAAUUUUCUAACGGGGUUUGGUUGAAACAGCCGUUCAUACCGUAUAUUCCGGAACCGUGUAAAUUGUGGUUGAGGUUAUUUUCGGGUACGAUGAACGAUGUUAUUGGAAAAAAUGGAACGUGUCCAUUACCACCUGGACACUAUUCCACUGAAAGAAUCCUACACAAACGAGAAGAAUUCGAAACCGGUAUACCGAUAUCAGGAAGGUUGAAAUUCGAAUUAGUUGUACGAAAAAUAGUAACAAAAGAAAUAAUAUUUUGUGUCGAAGGUGUCGUCAUUUUAACGUAAUUAAAUAAAAACAGGUUAACCUACCAGGAAACGGCAAUCGAUUAUUAUUAUUAUUCCAAUCAAUAUUCAAUUAUCA